AUGUUCGCGCCGACACAAUCCCAUUCUGAUGGUGCCCCAGAAAUCUCCCAUGGAGCGCAUUAUAAGGCUCCCAGGUCUUGGAGCAACUUGAGGAGAUGGAGCACACAAAAGAAUCCAUCCAACAACGUGCGCGAACAGGAGCGGUCAAGCACCGGUUUGACCAGCGCGACGCUUACUGACAAUUACAACCGCCAUCACGUCGGUGCUACACCUCGGCAACGACGUGUUCCAACACUUCUCCUCAAACAUGUCAUUGUGUUUCUCGCCUUCUCUCUUCCGAUCAUUAUUCUCGCCCUCGUAAUCAAGAUUCCAGAAUGGUACGCCUUUUCGGCCGAUUACUGGGUAUCAAAUUCCUUCACCCACUGCAACUUCAAUGGACUGUUCACACCCUACGACAAGCCAUCGAUAAGCCUCUGGGACCCUUCCGGGUUCUUCUACAUCACCGUCUCGUGGGGCAAGAUGGCCUUCUCAACGGCGAAAUUCAUCGAUAUCGUGUGGGAUAUUGUCGUUGGGCGUGGAGGACAGGCUUUCCUUGCGGUGGUCACAUUCAAGGUUUCAUCACAGUAUUUGGCCUUUGCAAUGCGCGAAGCUCCCGUGUCUUACAAUACAUUCGAAUCCCUCGCCUUUGUGCCUCCGGGCUUGAUGAGGACAGGGCGCUUGGCCGCGGAUUUGUUGACGAACCGGGGCUGGCGCGCGAGGUUGAUUAUUGUUUGGAUUGUGUCAAGCUCUCUGUUCGUCCUCAGCUUCUCGAGUCUGGUCACGGCUAUGUCAGGAUACAGCAGCGAUAUCAGCGCGGUCAUGCCAGAUUAUGACAACGAGUCCAUUGCCUGGACAAAUUUUCAAGUGGUUCAAUUUGCCAUUAACGACGCAGAACGUAUUGGGCUGCCUGGACCGAUGUAUAUUACGGUGGGGGAUACCUGUGUUCAGCAGGGUUUUCUUAACGAUGAUGACGAUGACGACGACGACGACGAUGACGGUAGCAGCUACAGUGAUAGCGGACUUCCAUUCCCUGACAGGACUCCCGUUCGACGUGACAAGGACGAUGAAACAGACAGCGGGAACUCGAGCCAUGGCAAAGUGGAUUGGAAGUACGUCCCAGCUAACUGUACAACGUUCUGGCAUACUGUCCAGUAUGUGAGCAUGUAUGGCCUCAAUGGGAACAACCACUCCGAAAGCAACAUUACCAUAAAUGGGCAGAAGCACACACUUGCCGCUCCAACCCUUAAUAUCACGACCUCAUACUCGCCCGUCGCACUCUCCACGCUGACAACAUACCUGAACACUUUCUCUGAAUCAGCGCCGCCAGCUCCUGGAGCAUUGUCAUCCGUCUCACAGCUUACAGAUUUCACCUUCUGGCUGUACCGUAACCAAACCUAUCCUUUCUCCUACAUCCUAGACAAAGCGACAUGCCGAUAUUCGAGAUGGCAUAACUGGGGAUUUUCAUUCCUCUUCCUAUUCAUUACAUCACUGCUACUUGCGCUUUGGGCAGUGGGGACCUAUGCAUUGUGGCUGUACACAUAUCUCAAUAGUCCUCAGGACUGUGUUCCGGGCGAGGAAACCACGGGCGGCAUCUACAAAUCGAGUUGGACGCUCGUUGAGGCUAUGAAGAGGGACGUGGGGCCAGGCGCCGUGACACCGGAAAUGGAAGAGAGUGAGAUCCGUGGCUUGGUGAGACGGCGGCCUGGACGAGUAAUUCAAGGCGUGGGGAACAUCAACAGGAGUGGCCCACUGAUGCUAGGAGAGUCCGAGAAGGAUGCUGCAGUCUCUCCUUCUCCGAUAGCCCCCAUGCAGAAAGCCCCCAUGACGCGCUGGACGGCCUUCCGCACAUGGUUGCCCCUACUAGCCCGCCUCAAACAGCGUCCUACUGACGGAACCUAUUCACCGGCGAACAGUGUAUUCGCACACGCAGACUCUACUUUCUCCUCGACCUCUCAUCAUCCGAUUCUGCAGUCACCUGCUGCACCGGGGAGGACCAUGACGAUGACCUCGCGGACUUCGGGUCUCGCAACUCCUCAGGCAGACUCACCCGUGACCUUCGGCUUCUCCGCGGCCGCGGAGGCAGACAUCAUGGAAGGUUCCGGUGUUGUGUCUGGCAUUGAUCCGGUAUCCGGCAUCUCAGUAGGAACGGGUUCAAAUGGGAGAUCUCGCCCGAGACUGAGCUUAAGUCGAGUUAUUCAGUCUGCGUCGUACGGGAACACUCCACGCACAGCGUCCGUCCUGUCUCCAUUGUCUGGGGUGGCGGGCAAGUGGAUUUACUCUCCUGAGCCGAUGUCAGCGUCUGAAAAUGCUUCAACGAUGACGAUAUCUCCAAUUCGCGAGGAUGGAAAGAACAAGCCAGGUGAGGAUGAUGCGGUUAGGUGGAAGAACGAUCUGGGUGACGACUGA
Molecule: messenger RNA, 2385 nt
Organism: Fonsecaea multimorphosa CBS 102226
Lineage: Eukaryota; Fungi; Ascomycota; Eurotiomycetes; Chaetothyriales; Herpotrichiellaceae
Exons: 1
Coding region: 1-2385 (794 amino acids)
Source: RefSeq, a predicted model, not a curated record